CAUUUAUUAUUAAUUAAGAUAUUUAUUUUUUAAUCUCUUUAAAUAAAGUAAAUUUUAUUAAAUUAAUUAAAUAAUUUAAACAAAUAAUAUUCUCGUAAAUUAGUUGAUUUCUUUAAAUUAAAUUCCCUAAUUAAUCAAGUUGUAAAUAAAUUAAAAUCGCUGUGAAUAAAUUUAAUUUGGUGUGAAAAAAUAAUUUAAUUAUUUUAUUUGCCCAUGAUUUUUGUUUGAUUCCGUUAGUUUUAAUGGAGGUCCGCGUUUUGCAUAGAAGAAGAUCUGACUAUGUGCCUGAGGGCCCAAACAGGCGGCCAAUGCCUAUGAGGAACCCUGAUCCGGCUCUUCAUCCUUUUUCAAGGGCCAGAGAGUACACGAGGGCACUAAUCGCGACAAAAUUGAGCAAAAUGUUUGCUAAACCACUUAUUUCAGCACUAGAAGGACAUACAGACUCUGUUAAUACUAUGGCAGUUAGCAGAACGCAGCUGGCUGAUUUGUUUACCGGUUGUUGCAAAGGUGAAGUUCGGAUGUGGAACUUACUAAAGAAGAAUAAGGGGAAAGUUCUAGGGAAGCAUGACGGAUUCGUUAAUGGGUUAUGUGUAAAUAAUGAUGGAACGUUGUUAUAUUCUUGUGGGACUGAUAAGUACUUAAAAUGCUGGCGUGUUCCCGACAAGGCGAAUUUGGAAGAAAUUGAAGUGGAAUCCGAAGAUAAUUCAUAUUAUGAUAUAAUUUCACAAUAUAAAAAUGACACAAAAGCUGCGAAUGUGUUUCUAGCUGGAAGUAUUUUGAACGGACUUGACCACCAAUGGGCCAAUAACCUGAUAGGCAAGUGGAAACCAACUGCAGGAGAUGUUUUGGAUAUUUGGGAUGGAAAUAGAAGUCUUCCAGUGAUGAAAUUUGAAUGGGGAUGCCAAUCACUUUAUAGCGUCAAGUUUAAUCCCACAACGGUAAAUUUGGUUGGAUCCACGGGUGCGGAUAAUUCGGUAGGGUUGUAUGAUAUAAGGGCCAAUACACCCAUAAGAAAGGUCAUUUUAAGGCUGAGAUCGAAUGCCUUGUGCUGGAAUCCCCAAAAUCCAAUCCACUUCACAGUGGCAAACGAGGACUCCAAUUUGUACACUUUUGACAUGAGGAAGCUGGAAAGGGCUCUCUUAGUCCAUAAAGACUUCGUAAACUCCGUGACCGAUGUUGACUACAGCCCCACCGGGAGUGAAUUUGUAGCUAGUUCUUUUGACAAAUGCGUACGGUUAUUUACUAUGGAAGGCCGUAGCAGGGACGUCUACUCGAAUAGGAGAAUGCAAAACGUCUUGUGUUGCAGGUUUUCACUGGACGGAAAAUUUGUGUGUUCGGGCAGCUCAGACAUGUGUGUGAGGAUUUGGAAAGCAAACGCAUCUGAACCACUAGGUCCGAGACCUCCAAGAGAAAGAAGAAGCCUGGAUUACCGUAAUAAACUCAUGGAGAAGUACAAGGCGCUCCCUGAAAUUAAGAGGAUACAAAGGCACCACCACGUUCCAGCACUAAUUUUGAAGCAGAAAAAACUACAGCAAGAAAAAUCUGCCGCGAAGAGAAGAAGAGAGAUUAACAGAGCACUCUUCUCCAAAGAUGGAACCGUCACCCAAGAAAAGGAAAAACCAAUUCUCAACCAGUUGGACUAAUUUUAACCCUCAAUUCCAUAAUAUUUCCACUUCAAUAA
Theileria parva strain Muguga is the source of this 1681-nucleotide messenger RNA. It is a transcript of the gene DCAF13, whose product is annotated as DDB1- and CUL4-associated factor 13. The record is from RefSeq and is a predicted model, not a curated record. The transcript is spliced from 9 exons. Gene Ontology annotation, cellular component: small-subunit processome; nucleolus. Lineage: Eukaryota; Apicomplexa; Aconoidasida; Piroplasmida; Theileriidae. The coding region runs from base 243 to 1643 and encodes 466 amino acids. Gene Ontology annotation, biological process: maturation of SSU-rRNA from tricistronic rRNA transcript (SSU-rRNA, 5.8S rRNA, LSU-rRNA). Gene Ontology annotation, molecular function: protein binding.